This is a messenger RNA of Lycium ferocissimum, 1604 nucleotides long. RefSeq names its product protein MIZU-KUSSEI 1. Gene Ontology annotation, biological process: hydrotropism. The transcript has a single exon. Bases 93 to 899 code for a protein of 268 amino acids. The record is from RefSeq and is a predicted model, not a curated record. NCBI's taxonomy places the organism in Eukaryota, Viridiplantae, Streptophyta, Magnoliopsida, Solanales, Solanaceae.
UCUCUUUUAUCUUUUUCCCAAAACCUUACAUAUACAUUUAUAAAUAACAAUACCUUAAAAUCAUUGAUCUCUCAUUUCCUCAUUUCAAGAAAAUGGCCUUCCGAUUCAAGAACCAAAAAACUAAAUCAUCUUCAAUAUACUCUAGUCCAUUCCACCAAAUGGAAAACCCUCCCUUAUUAUCAUUGCUCCAACGUACCACUACUCAUCACAAUUGUACGACAACUACUACUAAUACAAAUACAAAUACAAACACAAACACCAAAAAAUCAAGAAAAUCUUCUAGUAGUACUAGUGGUGGCAUUUUUCGUAUGUUUAAACUCCUCCCCAUGUUAACAACCGGUUGCAAAAUGGUUGCCUUAUUAGGUGGUCGUCCAAGAAAUAAAAUGUUAACCGAUAAAGCCACAACAAUUACUUUAUUUGGUUACAAAAAAGGUAGAGUUAGCCUAGCAAUUCAAGAAGACCCUCAUAGACCUCCGAUUUUCGUGAUCGAGCUACCGAUGCUCACCGGUGCUUUUCACAAAGAAAUGGCAUCGGAUAUAGUAAGAUUGGCACUCGAGAGUGAAACUAAGACACAUAAAAAGAAAGUGUUGGAGGAAUUUGUUUGGGCAGUUUAUUGUAAUGGGAGGAAAUUUGGGUAUUCAAUAAGAAGGACUAAAAAUAUGAGUGAGGAUGAAACUCAUGUGAUGCAACUAUUGAGAGGUGUUUCAAUGGGUGCUGGAGUUCUUUCUUGUCCAGUACAUGAUGAGAAGGAGAAUAGAGGUGUUGAUGGAGAAAUGACUUAUAUAAGGGCAAGAUUUGAUAGGGUUGUUGGAUCAAAAGAUUCAGAGGCAUUUUAUAUGAUUAAUCCUGAUGGUGCAUCUGGUCAAGAAUUGAGUAUUUUCUUCGUAAGAGUUCAUUGAAAGUACUUGAGAAUAGUAUGCAUGUCCGGUGCGUUCUUAAACAAAGUCUCAAGUUUGAUGUUCAGAAAAUGGAAAACGUCUCGGUAUGGGACUUUUAACUUCCUGUGGACAGAAUUUCCCACAUGGAUCGGUUCUCAAUGGGUGAUUUGUUUUUUUAUAUAUGAUUUUGGACAAUCAUCACUUCAUGAGCUAGCUUUUGAGGUCUAAUUAGGCUCAAUGCCCAUUUUACAUGGUAUCAGAGCAGACCUAUUUCUAUUCAUGAUUUAUCCGAUAUUGGGCCCAUGUACCAUAUAUGUUGUCCACACGCUAGUUAGCACAGGUCUACUGGUCUAGGCGUGCAGGGUUUCAGAAUUUCUCCCAUCGAUCGGUUCUCAAUGGAUGAUUUGCUCUCUUUAUACGAUUUUGUGCAAUUCUCAUUUGAUGAGAUAACUUUCGAGAUUGAGUUAUGUCCAAGAUUAAUUUCUUCACACCGUGGACCUACUGAGUGCAAUUCCAAAUUAAUCAAGCAAUGAGUUUUAUUGUCUACAGUAAAAAAAGAAAAUAGUUUGUACUAUAUAAGUCUUGAAGGUUUAGGUAAAAACAUAAAGGGAAAGGUAAAUUCUUUUUCCCUUCAAUCUGUUUCUAGAGUAGUUAUUGGAAUACAUUCUAAUUGGUUUUGACUUGUACUUGUAUCGAAAAGAAAAGGGGUAAAAUAGUUUAUCUAGA